AUGCAGUCAACACUACGCCUCACAUAUAGUACGUGUCAUUCACUCACACUCUGCACGUCAUCACUGAAUGACUCAUUGAAGUGACAUGAGUUUGAUGUAAAUCACAACAAAUCCAACAAAUUGUGUCCAUUUGUCAACUGAUUGUCACUAAUUGUCACUAAUUGUCACUAAUUGGGUCCAAUUGGUCUAACCUCACACUACAGUCACCAUCAGCUCAUCCAACGAUCAUCACUGCAAUGGUUCUGUCAAUCUAUGGUCUUCUCGAGACAUCUCUUCUCAUAGUGAAUGCAAUCGUUAUCUUAAAUGAAGAGAGAUUUCUGUCGAAAAUCGGAUGGGGUCGGCAUUCCCUGAAUGCGGCGCAACACACGUAUGGCCAACAUAUGGAUAACUCCGUCAAAUCACAACUUCUUAAUAUGAUUCACUCCAUCAGGACUGUCAUGAGAGGUAUGCCAUCAAUGGUUCAUAACUGACCGCUAAUUAUAUUAACACCAAUUCAUUUGUCUCGCAGUUCCCCU
Molecule: messenger RNA, 515 nt
Organism: Oppiella nova
Lineage: Eukaryota; Metazoa; Arthropoda; Arachnida; Sarcoptiformes; Oppiidae
Source: the annotation of a GenBank genome assembly